GUCUUGCUUAUUUUGAUCACACCAUCUCAGAACCUUCUUGUGCCAAUGAGUUCUGCGAUUGGUCCGCUGUCGACGGCCAUUCCCAGCGCCGGCUCCCCACCACCUCAACCAUCUCAACCACCAUCAUCAUUACCAUCAUCACCAUGGUCAUUGAACCCUGGUGUCGGUGCUCCGGCGUCGUUGUCGUCCUCCCAGUCAACCUCGAGCAGCACUCCUGUCGAGCUGCUUGGCUUUAUGCACAAGAAGGGCCACGUCCGCCACAACUGGAAGCGACGCUGGUUUACGCUGCGCAACUCUGAGCUGCGGUACUUCAAGUCGAGCCGCCAUGAGACUGCCGUGGCCGUCGUUCCCUUGGCAGGCGCGCUCGGCGUCGCCCGCAUCCAGCACAGCCGGCCGUUCGUCUUCCGGCUCGUCCUCCAGGGCAACUUUUGCUACCUGUUCCAUGCGUACUCGGAGGAGGACAUGAACACUUGGAUCAAUGCGCUUCAAGCUGCCAUCCAGGUCGCUUCGAAUCAACAGUCCGUGGCGGCGGGAGCAUCAGCUACACCGGCGGUGGCUUCACCAACGUCCAAAUCGAACGCCGGAGACUCUACCUCGAAUCCGUCGAUUGUCUCGGAAGACUGCGAGUCAUUCAUGGAAAUCGAAGACACGGACGACGAAGUGUAUGAUUCCGGAGACGAUACUCACUCGUCGGAUAGCGGUGAAGACGAGGACAUCGAGCCGCUGCCGGGUGAUCUUCGUGCCGCUGCUGCUGCUGCUGCUGCGUCAACUACCACCAAGCCUCGGGCUCGCACCGUCAUUGGCUCGAGCAGCGUCGAUGCUGCUGCUGCGGUCGGCAGUAGUCAUGCCGUGUUCGCCGCGCCAGGCUCCUCGCCUUCUUCCUCCGCCCUGUCAAAUCGUCCGCGCAGUACUGCCGCCCCGAUCGUCUCGUCAGUAGCAGCCUCCUCCACACAGACUUCACGUUCCAGCCCUCUUGGCAUAUCCAAGCUCAGCGGUAGCUACGGCGCCUUGACCUUCGCUGGUGUUGCUGCUGUUGUGGGCUCUGGCAACAGCCCACUCAAGUGCGGGUUUCUGGUCAAGAAGGGUCACAUCCGACACAAUUGGAAGAUGCGAUGGUUUGUUUUGCACAACAGUCGGCUCGAGUAUUAUCAAACACCCACGGACACUGAGCCGGUCAAUGUCAUCCCUCUCGAUGGUUGCCGUGUCGAUACCCAUCCGUACGACAAGCGCAAGCGACGUUACAUUUUCUGCCUCACAACGGCCGCGGGGCUCGAGUACCGUUUCCACGCAUCCAACCGCGACGAAAUGAUGGCAUGGACGCAAGCGAUCGACCGUGCCAUCUCCAACUUUUGGCCCUCGCAACAACAAGCGCGCCCCGCUUCCAAAGCCGAGGAAAUUAUCAUUGCCAUGAAAGACCACGAAGCUGGCAUCAAACUGAGCGAUAAAACGGUCCGACUCAAGACCCAUCGAAAUUGCUUUUCGGGAGCGGAUGCUGUCGCGUGGCUGCUGUCUUGGAAUUUUGCCGCCAGUCGCGAGCAAGCCACACAAGUCGCUCAAAAGCUGCUGGCCGAGUCGUGGAUUAGCAGCACGUCAAGAAAAGUGACUGAAUUUGUUGAUGGACCUGGUUUGUAUCGGUUUGUGGACAAGACUUCGACGUCGACGGAUGCGUUGGCCAGUCUGCAUCUGGAUAGCGACGAUGACGACGAUUUACCAGCGGAUGCUAAUCAGCCGCCAACUGAGCAAGCUACGCUGCCUGCGCCCGCACGCCCCAUUGUUGUGGCUGCGACUGUGGAUGCUGCGAGCAUUGACGCUCGCAAAGUAGGCUUUCUUCUCAAAAAGGGCCAUCUCCGGCACAACUGGAAGACACGCUGGUUUGUGCUGCACAAGACCAAGCCAAUGCUAGAGUACUUUAGCAGUCCAAAGGACAUCGAACCCAUCGGAGCCAUUCUACUCUAUCGAUGUCAAAUUGGCGCAUGCGAAAGCAAAAAGCGACCAUUCGUCUUCCGGCUGGUCUCCCACGAAGGCGUCCCGUACUACCUGCAUGCGCCCUCGCAGCUCGACAUGGAGCAGUGGAUUUCCGCUAUCGCCGCUGCGGCUGCAGACGCUACGGCUGCAUCCUUGGCUCUGGUCACUAAACGCAGCAAUGAGGACUAGAAUUGUGUGUUCAACAGAACGGUUAAAUUGAUGAUAACUUUAUUUUGUGAAAGUAUGGCAUAUAGAAUGUUAUAAUGAUUGUCAUGAUUUAAACCUGA
Molecule: messenger RNA, 2252 nt
Organism: Capsaspora owczarzaki ATCC 30864
Lineage: Eukaryota; Filasterea; Ministeriida; Capsasporidae
Exons: 7
Coding region: 46-2154 (702 amino acids)
Biological process (GO): intracellular signal transduction
Source: RefSeq, a predicted model, not a curated record